Molecule: messenger RNA, 2110 nt
Organism: Tilletiopsis washingtonensis
Lineage: Eukaryota; Fungi; Basidiomycota; Exobasidiomycetes; Entylomatales
Exons: 4
Coding region: 100-2058 (652 amino acids)
Cellular component (GO): nucleus; cytoplasm
Molecular function (GO): tRNA-specific adenosine-34 deaminase activity; protein binding
Source: RefSeq, a predicted model, not a curated record
CUCCUCCACACCCCGCACCAUCGCUCCCCUUGCCGCCGCCGCUGCCGCACUGCGCCGCCGCCUCCGCCCGCCUCUGCCUUCCGUGCCGCCCGCCGUCCCAUGCCCAGUGCGCCGCAGCAUGCUCCGUCCAGCAGCAGCAGCGGUGCGCGUACUAGCGCGGCAGGCCCGGUGAAGCAGGCGCCGGGUCGCAACGGGCUGCACGGCACAGGCAGCGCACAGGGCGAUGGCGAAAGCACCACGGCGAGCAGUCUGAACGGCAUCGCACACUCCAACGGGCACGGCCUGGCGCCCGAGCCGCCGACAAACGCACGCCUCGGCAUCUCGCCGACGGGCGUGCAGCACGGCGCCGCGCACACGAAUGGCAGCGGCAGCAGCUAUCCGGCCGCGACGCCGCACCUCAACAGCCUCAUCGCCAUCCGCGCUGCGCCGGGCGCCGGGCGUGGCGUGUAUGCGGCGCGUGCGCUGCCCGUCGGCACGCUCCUCGAGGUCAGCCCCGUGCUCGUCUUCCCCGCCGACGAGUAUGCGCGCCACGGCCGCUUCACGCAGCUCGACUGCUACACGUUCGUCUGGCAGCGCCGCGGCGCCGCGGGCAGCGACAUGGCCAUUGCGCUGGGCAUCGGCUCGCUCUUCAACCACGCGCCGCACCUGCCCAACGUCAGCUACACGCUCGACCAUGCUACACACUCGAUCCGCUACACGCUCAUGCGCGCCGUGAGCGCCGGCGACGAGCUCUGCAUCAGCUACGGGGUCGGGCGCAUGUGGUGGGAGACGGACGCGCCCGCCGACGAUGCCGCCAGCGAGCCGAGCGAGGACGAGCUGCUGCGCCUCAGCCUCGACUCCGACGACGAGGGCGACGCCGGCGCCUCGAAGACGCAGGGCAUCAGCGAGGCCAACGGCCACGCCGCAACCAGCCAGCUUGCUCCGGGCGCGCCGAGCAAGCUCUGGCGCAUCACGACCGCCAUCGACCCGCUGCACGCGCCGCUCGAGACGGUGCCCGCCUGGGUUGUCGACGUCGAGCCGCGCAAGACGGCCAUCUUUGGCCAGUUCCUGCGCAGGCUGCAGCAGCACCCGCACUUCACCGAGCACGCGCCCGAGACGACAAAGCACCUGCGCCAGUUCCGGCGCACCUCGCCGCGCGCAUCGGACCAGCACGACGGCGCAGCAGCCGGCAUCCAGGCGCUCAUCUGCACGCAGCGCGACCUGCCGGAGCGCGCCACACUGGUGGCCCUCAUGGACGAGCUCAACGCGCGCGACUUUACGAUCGCCGGAGCAGAGCCGACGCCGCAGCUCCGCGACGUGCCCAUUGACCCGGCUCCGUGCAAGGCUCGCAGCGCAGAGUGGUCCGCGCUCUGGCCUGUCGGCAUCAGGCCCAGCGUCAACGGCUCGAGCUCCUCGGUGCUGCCGUCCGGCUCGACAUACAAUGGACUCGUCGACCGCGACGCUGAUGCGGCGGCAUGGAACGCCGAGAACACCGAGUGGGCGCGGCAGGCGAUGCUGCGCUGCGUCGGCCUGGCGCGGCAGGCAAAGGCCAAGGGCGAGCUGCCCAUCGCGGCGUUCGUCACCACGCCUAUCCAGCCGCCGCCGUGGGCGAGCACGUGCCCGCCUGCCACCAGCGGGCGCAUCGAGGCCGAAGCCCACGACACGCGCAUCAGCGAGCGCAACCCGAUGAAGCACGCCGUCACAAAUGCCAUCAAGUACGUGGCGCGCAUCAGGGCUGCAUCGCCAUCGCGUGCGCCCGUCAGCAACGGGCAGGACUACCUGCUCAACUCGCUCGCCCUCUUCACCACGCACGAGCCGUGCAUGUCGUGCUGCAUGGCCCUCGUGCACUCGCGCGUGCGCAGCCUGUACUUCCUGCGCGCGGCGCCCGGCGCCGGCGGCUGCUGCGGCGCGUUGGGCCGCCGCUGCGUUGGCGGCGAGGACGGCGGCCCGUACGUCAUCCAGGAGCAGAGCGGGCUGAACCAUCGCUUCGACGUGUGGCGCUGGCGCGGCGGCCUGGAACACGAGGGCGACGAGCCCGAGCUCGACGCGCUGCUUCACAUCACUGGACUCGACCCAUAGACCCUGCACCGCCUGUAUCUAUCUCAUCCGGCUGUACUUUAUCUGCACGAGC